Messenger RNA from Meyerozyma guilliermondii ATCC 6260, 813 nucleotides. RefSeq names its product Vrp1p (gene VRP1). The transcript has a single exon. Bases 1 to 813 code for a protein of 270 amino acids. Lineage: Eukaryota; Fungi; Ascomycota; Pichiomycetes; Serinales; Debaryomycetaceae. The record is from RefSeq and is a predicted model, not a curated record.
AUGGGUCCUCUGCUGACACAAAAAAUAGCUCCCGCGCCGGCGGCACCUUCAAGACCAAGCCAUAGACCUACUACAUCAGCACCUCCAGCACCUCCAGCGCCCAGUCCUCCCGUUCCUUCUGCGCCCCCACCCUUACCAAACCAGGCUCCUCCUCUCCCCAAUAUGGCACCGCCUUUGCCGUCUUCAAGCUCCAACUCGCUCAAACCACCACCCAAAAUGCCUCCGUCGCGGCCUAAGAAAUCCAGCCAUUUGAAGAACAGCAGUAUAGGCUCUAUGAGCUCGUUCGAAAACAGAGCUCCGUCGCCGGUUCCAACGUCGCCAGCACCGCCUGUUCCUUCGGCACCUCCUCCAUUGCCAGGAGCACCACCUCCCGUACUUGGUGGGGGCAGUAAAUCGUCCGCAGCCCCAUCAGUGCCUUCAUUUCCUUCUGCUCCCCCACCUGCUCCAAAAGCAACACCUGCUUUAAAAGCACCAGCACCAGCAGCUCCACCUGCUCCUCCUCCACCCCCAGCACCUCCAGCACCAGGAAUGUCUCUGGCUCCACCAGCACCCCCACCACCUCCAAUGGCUCCCAGUGGGGCAAAGGCUCCAGCUCCGUCAGGCCUCGGAGCGCUCCCAUUUUUGGCGGAAAUCAAUUCCAAGAGAGACGAAACUCAUGUCGUUGAUUCUGUAGCCCCAUCGAGCUCUGCGCCAAAACCACGCAUAUCACUUCCAUCCAGAGAUCCACCACCUCCUCAGAAACUAUCUACUCCAAAAACCACCGUUCCUCCCGCUCCACCACCACCACCCCCAUUCCAACCAGCGCUCCACUGA